CUUUCUUUCCUCCCCCGUUCAAGACAUCCCACACUCGUUCAGAUCACGGCACGUCGUCGUUGUUCACGUCAAUCGUUGGUCCAUUCUGCUAUCUUGAAGCCUGUUGAAGUUCUGGUCUGGCACUUUCAGCAAGAUUCCUGCAUUUCGCCAACCCAACCUCAUCGCACACGAAGCGUUCAUUGGAGCCUCCCUUUGAACGUCUGCCUUCGCAUUACGCAGGCAUUUCCAGCUCUUCGUCGACCGCCUUUACAAGCCGAUUUUCCUGCGCCCUUGGCCCUCAUCUUGUUCAAUCGAAGACGCUGUUGCGGUGGAGUUUCGUUGUGGUGACAAAGCUUUUCGCGCUCUUGGUUAUGCUCUCCAACGCACGGAAUUUGCAACCACGGCCGGCAGAUGUGAUCGUGCGGAACACAGAUUUAGUCGAAGAGCUCUUUGUAGCAUUUCUUGCAGCGCAUGGCACCAUGGACGAGAUGGCUGAACAGUCUACUUGUCAGCCUUUUUGCUCGCACUUCUACCGUCCUCGCUCAAUUUCCCCCCCUCCCUGCCGGUGAUUCCCUUGUCACAAUUCCUUCUCCAGUCGACUCAAAUGUCUCGCUCGCCUAUAAAAGCGUCCCUGUGGGGACUUGUACAACAGUUUUCGAAACUCAGCAACAAUUCGCCGGCUACAUUACUUUGCCGCCAAACGUCUUGGAUCCCAGUCAAGGAAAUUACACCAUCAACACCUUUUUCUGGUUUAUUGAAGCUAGGCAAUUACCCGAAUCAGCUCCACUGGCAGUCUUCAUCAAUGGCGGUCCUGGUUCCAGCAGCAUGGUCGGUCUUUUCCAAGAAGUUGGCCCUUGUCAAGUUGUGGAAAUCGCCAAUGGGCAGCUGGGCACGGUUGCGCGAGACUGGGGCUGGGAUCGCAGCAGCAACAUUGUCUUCAUAGACCAGCCCGUUCAGGUGGGCUUCUCCUACGAUGUUCUGACCAACUCAUCUCUCAAUCUGCUUGAUGAAACGACUGUCGUCCCACCGACAACGGUACCUAUCUCACAGCCCACCUACACUUUUCUCAACGGCACUUUCGGAUCGGGGAAUCCGUCAUUUACCGCCAAUACGUCCCAAAUUGCCGCUCAAUCGCUAUGGCAUUUCCUGCAGACAUUUCUCACUUCUUUCCCGCAAUACAAUACUGCUCUUCGCACACAAGCUACUGAGCCCACAGCGGAGGUCCAUCUUUUCACCGAGUCCUACGGAGGCAAGUACGGACCCGCUAUUGGAGCUUUCUUCGGCAUCCAGAAUCAGCGCCGUCAGACAGACCUCGAUUUUGCCAACACGACUAUUGAUAUUACACUGAAGUCCCUGGGCAUCAUCAAUGGUUGGAUUGAUCUUUUCACCCAGACUCCAUAUCAUCCAAAAUUCGCAUAUGAAAACACCUAUGCUAUCGAAGCCAUCUCACAGCUUCAAGAGCUUAACGCCUUAAGCGCCUACGACAGCGCAGACGGCUGCGAGCAGCAGACUGCCUUUUGCCGCUCACAAGAAGCCGCACUCGACCCGGUGGGCUACGGAGACGUGGAUGCAGUCAAUGAGGCAUGUUCGCAAGCGCAAUCGUACUGUGAAGCAUAUGUAGUCGGCCCAUACACUACGUCGGGACGGUCGAUCUAUGAUAUCUCUCAAAGUAUGCUCGAUCCUUUUCCGAGCGCACUCUACUUGGAGUAUCUGAACCAACUCUCAGUCCAACAAGCGCUUGGUGUUCCGGUCAACUAUAGCCAAGAUUCAGUGGCCGUCUUCGCCGCGUUCAAUACCACAGGCGACUAUGCGCGAGAUGGCAUUAUUCAAGAUCUUGUUGAUCUUCUCAAUUCUGGUGUGAGGAUCGCGCUGAUCUACGGAGACAGAGACUACAUCUGCAACUGGCAAGGAGGAGAAGCAGCCUCUUUCGCUGUAGCCGGUGCGGCUGGUCUAUCGUAUCUGCCGUGGUAUGCUGCUGGGUAUGCCCCCAUUGUGGCCAAUAGCACCUACGUCGGCGGCGUUGUUCGCGAGUUUGGGAACCUGAGUUUCAGUCGAAUCUAUGAUGCCGGUCACUUGGUGCCUGCCUAUCAGCCAGAGACCGCUUUCACUAUCUUUUCCCGUAUCAUUGAGGGAACAGACAUCAGCAUGGGCAUGCCCGCCGAUCUGUCGACAUAUUCGUCAGUUGGGGAUGCAAAUUCCUCGUACCAGAAUGUCGCGCCUCCAAUGGCCGAACCAACGUGCUACCUUCGCGCCGUUAACACCACCUGUAACACAGACCAGAAGAACAUGCUCGCGAAUAAUGCUGGCGUUAUCAUCAAUGGAGUUCUUUACGAUGAUGCUGCCGAUUGGCAACCACCAGACCCAGGAAUUGUCACUAUGGCCGGGUCGCCUGGCACGCCUCCUGUCAGCAUAGUUACCAGUCCACCGAUGCCAGAAACGAGCACGACGCAAGAAGGAGGGCAAACACCAUCCCUGAACACCACGAGCACAACAACAAGUACCAAAAGCUCGACCUCAAGCGCUGGUACUAGAGAACAUACCACAGGGAAGCGCCCUUCCAGCAGUCUCCCAACAGGUGUAUAUACCGCAACAACUAUCCCGCCGACGUCAACCGCCAGCAGAACUACGUCUGCCAGCGCAACUAACGCCGCGUCGUCAUGCAUCCACAGCAACGUUUUUCGUUCUUUGUCGCUUUCGCGAGAUACCCGGCCCACGGUGGCAGCAUUUCUUUACAUGGUCGGGGUACUGAGUCAUGCAUUCAUUGUUUAAGGAUUCUUGAAGGGAAAGCACUACCUAAAGUCAAAUUGUUGAAAUACGAGGGGGACAGCUCUCACAGAGUCAGGACCGCGUCAUGGACGUGAAUGAGGGUCCUGGAGGGCAGAAUGAUAUGACCACGAAGUAACGAAAAAUUUCUUCCAGACGAGAGUGAGGCACUGUUAAUGUCCUAGGAUGGUCCGAGCGACGUACCGGACAGUCAUGAUUAGAUGGGAGAAGAGCACAAGCCCAUAAAACUUAGUCUAGUUCUCCCCCAAGGAUGGCGAACAUGUGCCUUGUGGCUAAUGUGCGCUGACUUGGAGUGGAUGGCGGAAAAUGCGAUGCAACAAUGAGAUACGAUAGCAAUGACAGAUGGGAAGUCAUCGC
Messenger RNA from Cladophialophora immunda, 3120 nucleotides. RefSeq lists its product as uncharacterized. The coding region runs from base 451 to 2748 and encodes 765 amino acids. Gene Ontology annotation, biological process: proteolysis. The record is from RefSeq and is a predicted model, not a curated record. Gene Ontology annotation, cellular component: fungal-type vacuole. Gene Ontology annotation, molecular function: serine-type carboxypeptidase activity. The transcript has a single exon. NCBI's taxonomy places the organism in Eukaryota, Fungi, Ascomycota, Eurotiomycetes, Chaetothyriales, Herpotrichiellaceae.